AUGUCUCAGCGAAAUAUUGAAACUGCUGGGAGCAGUCCGAAUAUGAACGGUCCUGUGAACGACCCUAACUCGUGGAUUGAAAUAUUCCACUCCAUGCCGUCGCUGGAGAACGUCUACAUCAUCUUUUCAAAAGACGGUGGCAAGUGGACGCCGAACAGAACUUACCGGUUUGAAGAUGCGAGUCACAUUCGAGAGGGGUUUCGAGUUUUCCGAGUUUCCGGCUGCAAACGGUUAGAGUUUGCGAUAACGGACGGGAAACGAUACUGGGACAAUAACGGUGGGCAGAACUACGUCAUUACGGAGCCGGGUCGCUAUGUUGUGAGUAUUCGUGGUCUACAGCGGCGCGGUGACGUGGAUAUGGAUGAAAUUCGCCGACAACAGACCAAAGCUACUGACCAAUACAUCGAAAUCUUGUACCGGGCACCGGCUGACUGGUCGCAGGUCUAUAUUAUGUACGCGAAACAGUUAAACGCCAAGGCGGAUUGGACUUCUGCACCCGGCGAGCUCAUGCUGCGGAAUCCCGAGGAGCAGAACCUCUAUUUUAUCCGGCUAUUGGCGAAAGAGCUCGAAUUCGUUUUGAACAAUGGUGGCGAGGAGUACGACAAUUGCAAAGGGAAGAAUUUCAAAUGUCACACACCCGGUCGCUAUCUGGUGCAGCACGAGGACUGCAAGUACCUCGGCCGAAGCGAGCGAGAUCUCCUUCGGCAGGAGAUGGCCGCACGGAAAGCGUGA
Messenger RNA from Cyanidioschyzon merolae strain 10D, 732 nucleotides. RefSeq lists its product as hypothetical. The record is from RefSeq and is a predicted model, not a curated record. The coding region runs from base 1 to 732 and encodes 243 amino acids. NCBI's taxonomy places the organism in Eukaryota, Rhodophyta, Bangiophyceae, Cyanidiales, Cyanidiaceae. The transcript has a single exon.